GUGGAUUUACGCAGCCUAGCAAGCUAACGUUAGCUAGCUAUAUUGACAUUAUUUGUGUUUGUGACGUCUGCAGCUUUUUGGCAUUUAUAGAUGUUGUUUACCCCGAACGUAUUCUUUUAAGAGGCGAAUACAGUUAAAAGCCUACAUCUAUUAAUUCAACCUCUUAUGAAAUGGUAUAAGGUUUAUAGUAAACAUGUUAUGAAUGAUUAACUUGGGUGACCUAAAUUCUGUUCAGCAAACAUUUAACGUCCCUUUAAAGCUAGCCCAGACUACAUUAACUUAGCUUUUGUGAGUGUUUAAUUAUUUUUGCUUAAGCAUAUUUUUGCACAGUAUUGACAUUAAUCAGUGUAUUAUAUUGUAACAACUGUGUUAUGAUUAAAUAGGCUCAGGAAUGUGUAGUUUUUGAGCGGUGGGGGGGGAUCUUCCACUGAUAUGUGACACCCAGUAGGUGUGGUUUUGGAGACAACAUUUAUAAGCCCCCCUCGCUCUACUUGGGGAAACAGUUGUUGUGACCUUUUGUUUGCAUGCAAUGCAGAGCCAUUUAAAUACGUUGUUUUCCAGGAUGAGGGAUCUUCAAGCCAUUGACAGCUUGCUCUUGAAAGAGUUGAAGUCAUGUCGUGCAAACGAGUACAACUUUGUUCCCAGAGAGGCUGGCCUGAAGUUGAUGGAGUCGGCUUCCACAGAGAAUCACAGUGGAGUGUCUGCAAAAUGCAGAGACGCCAGAGUGGAAGAACUGUGGGGCCUGACCAGUUUCUUUGGAUACAGCACACAAACGUUUGUUCAAGCUGUCAAUUUGCUUGAUAGAUUCCUCUCCAUUAUGAAGGUGCAGCCCAAACACUUGCCCUGUAUUGGAGUCUGCUGUCUUCACAUUGCAGCCAAAAUGGUCGAGGAAGAGAACAAUGUCUCACCUACGCGUGAACUCAUCCGCAUCAGUCAAAGCAAGUUCACUGUGUCAGACCUGUGUCGUAUGGAGAAGAUCAUCUCAGAGAAGCUCAGUGUGGAGCCCGAAACAGUGACAGCCUUAACUUUUCUACACCUCUACUACUCAGCCUUUACAUCCCUAUCUGCUACAAGGGAGGAGAUCCCAAGCAUUGGGAGACUGGAAGCCCAGCUAAAAGCCUGCUUAUGCCGGCUUGUUUUCUCUAAAGCAAAACCAUCAGUGCUGGCGCUGUCCCUCAUUGCUCAAGAGUUUGAAGCCCUCCAGUCCAUCACCUUGUUGAAGAUUGUACAGCAAUUUCAAAGACACCUAAAGAUCAGCGACAGCGAGUUGCUCCACUGGAAGGAACUUGUGGCCCAAUGCAUGACUGAAUACUGUUCAAGCGAAUGUAACAAACCAGACAACAAAAAGCUUGUUUGGAUCGUUUCCAGGAGAACAGCACAGAAUCUUCAGGCCAAUCACUUCAGUGUGCCCGGCCUGCCAACUAUUCCUGAGGGGAGCUGGGACGAGAGUGAGAGUGAGGACUCCUGUGAGGACAUGAGCUGUGGAGAAGAGAGCCCAUGCGGCUCGCCAGGAAGUGACGGCGAAGGAGCCUUCUUCCCCUCCGCCUUUCUCAACCGCAAAAAGUGAUGAGUCCUCAUUGUGCAGAAGGGACAGAUGUGUAUUUGUCCCUUGAUCGGAUUUAGGGUGGUCACCGUGUUUCUGAGAAAACCUGUAUUUCACUUGUUUCAUCACUGUAUAGGUACAACAAGUGACAGGUUUCAAUCAAGUGCCUGUUGAUUCAGUUUACUGUCUGUGUCUUUAAUGUUAAAAAAACAUAUCUUAUAAAUGCAAAAUGGAAAAUUGCAAUAUCUUGGCAGCUUGAUGGCAUUGCUUCUGAAUGUCUUCUUUGGAUUUGUUUGUAUUCAAGCCGGCACAUUCCAGGAAAAGCAGUGAAGAACAACCUAGAACUUGUGUAUGUCAGUCGUGAGGUACACUCACUGUUGAAUAGUACCAUCUAACACACUAGCACAUCCUCAAUCUUUUUUUUAAACCUGUUUUUAUACUCAGUACCAUACAUAUAGACAGUAUUCUGCAAGCGUAUGUUAUACGUAUGUACACAAUCCUAAUGUGACAUAUAGGACAUUGUAGUGUGAAAUUAUCAGACUGUAUAUGCAUGGAUACAUUGAAAUAUGUGAUUAUGAAUGGAUUUUUCUAUGUUUACCAAAAUAAGCUUACUGUAAAAAUGUUUAAAAAAAAUGUAUAUAACAUGUAAAAAAGGAGUAAAAAAUUUGUGAAUGCUACAUAAUGUGUGUUGUAUUUGGAAAUAAUGUGGAUGUUGGAAGGGUCAGAAUUAAUCCUUCCAAAUAAUAAAAAAUAAAUCUUUUUAUCUACCA
This is a messenger RNA of Sander lucioperca (pikeperch), 2313 nucleotides long. RefSeq names its product cyclin-G2-like. Gene Ontology annotation, cellular component: nucleus; cytoplasm; cyclin-dependent protein kinase holoenzyme complex. The transcript is spliced from 7 exons. Gene Ontology annotation, biological process: regulation of cyclin-dependent protein serine/threonine kinase activity; mitotic cell cycle phase transition. NCBI's taxonomy places the organism in Eukaryota, Metazoa, Chordata, Actinopteri, Perciformes, Percidae. Gene Ontology annotation, molecular function: cyclin-dependent protein serine/threonine kinase regulator activity. The coding region runs from base 530 to 1567 and encodes 345 amino acids. The record is from RefSeq and is a predicted model, not a curated record.